Anopheles aquasalis is the source of this 1711-nucleotide messenger RNA. RefSeq names its product tRNA N(3)-methylcytidine methyltransferase METTL6. The record is from RefSeq and is a predicted model, not a curated record. NCBI's taxonomy places the organism in Eukaryota, Metazoa, Arthropoda, Insecta, Diptera, Culicidae.
CAGCAGGCAAAAGUUGGUGUACGCUUCCCAAGUUAUAAAAACCAGGAGAUCCGCUAGGAAACCAACGUGCAAUCCUGGGUUCCUGGGUUCCUGGGUAUUCUGCCUGUUAUCUUUCGCUACUCGUCCAUCGGUGUGUACUUGAUCAUUUUAUGAUCUUUCUUGCUCACGAGUAUGUUGAAGGUCGGGAAUCGUGAAAACCGGAAAGCGUGAUACCGAGUAAGUGAUGGCUGAAGCACCGGAAUCGACGGUUCCGUCUAAAGAAAGUCGUACGGAAACGUUCCCCAAGCAAACUGCGUUCAAUCUUGGCGACCUGGUGACUGACCGCACCAAGACCCUGACCGACGCCGAACGAGCGCAGCUGGCGGAACAGAACAAACGCAUGGUAACGGAGUACCAGGCACAAAAGCUAGAACGGGAAGCUCGCAAACAUUGGGAUUUGUUCUACAAACGCAACGAAACCCGCUUCUUCAAAGAUCGUCACUGGACUACCCGUGAAUUUACGGAACUAUUGUCGGAGCGGUGUCCGGCUGUGAACGGUGAUGAGCCGCAGGUAGACGACGGGCAUCCGCCAACUACCACGAAAACUCUUCUGGAAAUAGGAUGCGGCGUGGGAAACCUGAUUUUCCCGCUGAUCGAAGAAGGCCACCGGGAUUUCUUCAUUUACGCCUGCGAUCUAUCACCACGUGCGGUGGAGCUGGUACAGAAACAUAACCUCUUCGACGACCGGUACAUGAGAGCGUUUGCCUGCGAUAUCACCACGGACGAGGUGUUUGGUACGCUGGCGGAACAAUCGCUCGAUAUAGCUACCCUGAUCUUCGUCCUAUCGGCCAUUCAUCCGGACAAGUUCCGAACCACGCUGUCCAACAUCUACCGGCUGAUGAAACCGGGUGGUGUUGUGCUGUUCCGGGAUUACGGUCGGUACGACAUGGCUCAGUUGCGGUUCAAACCGGGUCACAAGAUAGCGGAAAACUUCUACAUGCGGCAGGACGGAACGCGUAGCUACUAUUUCGCGGAAGACGAAGUAUCGGCAAUGUUCCGGGACGUUGGCUUUGAGGUGCUGGUGAAUAGUUACAUUCACCGGCGUACGAUCAAUGCGAAGGAGAACAUUGAUGUGCCACGGAUUUUCGUUCAAGGAAAGUUUCGGAGACCGGAUUGAACAACGUGAACUGCGGAUGAAGAGGAUCAAAUAUCGUAAAUUGCCGGAUACUUGGCAGAAGAACCAUCCCUUGGAGAUCUAGUAAGGUGAUAAAGGGAUGCAGACUGCACAGCAGAUCAGAGGUUUCCUGCUCCUAAUCAUGGAAUCAUCUUUUCUCGAUUACGCUGAGCUGAGGAUUUAAACCCUUGGUAGCAAUUUGAGGAACUACUAGAUAGGACAAAUUUGAAUAGUAUGCCGAUACAUUCGACACAGUAGGCCCUAAGAUUCUUGGGCCUACUAUCAGCAUCAUUUUCCCCCGCACUCGUGCUUGAGGUGCUCGUCGAUGGAUGGAAACCUCCACUACUAGUUGGUUUAUGAAACGCAUUUUUUUCUUACAGAUUGAUGUAAGCAAUCCAAAGUCAUGGGGAACGAUCUCGGCGAACCAUAGCCGCAAGCAACAACCAUCGAAGAUCUGAUCGUCAGCGGUUGACCAAAGGUGCUCAACGGGAUAUCACGCGUAUAGAGGACAGGACGGAUAGAUUUUUGGUUUGAAAUAAAACAAUGAUGCUACGAAAA